Haliotis rufescens (red abalone) is the source of this 5029-nucleotide messenger RNA. Its product is annotated as major facilitator superfamily domain-containing protein 6-like. The record is from RefSeq and is a predicted model, not a curated record. Gene Ontology annotation, cellular component: membrane. Lineage: Eukaryota; Metazoa; Mollusca; Gastropoda; Lepetellida; Haliotidae. The transcript is spliced from 7 exons. Bases 336 to 2747 code for a protein of 803 amino acids.
AUAGCUCAGUGGAUUAUUGGUAAAUACCGCCCCGGCCGUGUCUUGUGCUGCAGUUUAGGCAAGGCAGAGCUUCAGUCAGCAGACAUCGGUGCAGAGGUGCUCUUGUUGUAAGAUGACUCUGUGACGCUCCACACUACCACUCUGUAGUAACUGAAGCUGUCGUCUGCUUAUUAGGUCUGUCCAGUGCCACACUGUUGUCGACAUUGUUUGAAGAAGGCGGGUAGAUUAGGAGGAUGCCGAAAAGUACUAGUAUUACGUGUUAAACCAGUCUACAUUAAUUCGGCGUUGAUCGCUAGAUCAGCCCCUUAGGACAUUACUCAAAUCGCUUCAACAAGAUGGCGACUGAUUUCGACGCUGAAGAAACUCCGGCAUCUGAGGGCUACCCCCAGCCCACGGAAGACCGUGAGUACCAACACACCGCCAAACGUCUCAACUCCGGCCCCCCGAACCCUGCACGGCCACGGGACCUCAUCGACACUUUAUUUACUGUGGUCAACCGGGAUUUACUCAUAUGCAAACUAUUCUAUUUCUUCUUCUUCGGAGCCUUUGGCUCCUUGUUUCCCCUCCUCGCCAUUUAUUUCAAGCAGCUUGGUAUGAACCCCUCACAGAGCGGUGUCCUCAUAGGAUUCCGUCCUUUCAUUGAGUUUCUCAGCGCGCCUUUCUGGGGUGGUAUUGCGGAUAGAUACAAACGCGCAAAGGAACUUUUACUUUUCUCCUUGUUUUGUUGGAUCAUCUUUACCUUGGCCAUAGCAUUCGUGACUCCACCUGCUGAACGGUGCAUCAACAACAACGGCACUCACGACAUCCUCAUCACACCACUAGGACGGGAGAGACGGGAGACAUCCUUCCACAUUGAGGAACAACUUGGCAUGGCCAGGAACCUGUACACCCGUCAUCACGACGAGAAGGAGAAUAUUCUGGUGAUGCGUCACAGACGGGGGACAGGUGAGAGUCCCCGCCGACUUGACCAUACAAAGUACGCCAAUGCCAAUGAAUCUGACGUGAAAGGUCUGUUGCACUCGCCCUUCAGCACCAUCGUCUAUCGAGAAGACGAGGUCCAGGAGGUGUUCUUUAUUCUACUGCUACUUGUUGUUAUUGGAGAGUUCUUCAGCGCACCUGCAAUAACAUUCGCAGAUUCUGUUACUCUAGCUGUUUUGGGUGAUGACACGGAAAACUACGGAAGACAAAGAAUGUUUGGAUCGCUUGGAUGGGGUUUAUCUAUGUUCUUCGUGGGUCUUGCCCUGGACCACUCCACUACGUUCCCUCAACAUCCCUGUGGGACACAACAUCAUGCUGAGAAGAACUACGUGGUUUGUUUUGCAGUGUUCACUGUGCUCAUGAGUUGUGCCUUCAUCACGGCCUUGCAGCUCAGAUUUGAUCACCAAGGUCAAGGUCGUGAAAUAGUCCUCUCUCAGAUUACUAUGAAGGUGAAGGACAAAGUUAAACAAACAAUAACAGGCAUUAAGAAAAUUGACAGACAGAGACUUAUAGAAGAGGAUGACGAUGAUGCAUAUACCCAUGCUGAACUUGAGAAGCAAAGAGUUCAGGAGCAGGAACAGCGACAGCAGCAAGAAUGGCAGCAGCAGCAGCAGCAACAACAGCAGCAGCAGCAGCAACAACAGCAGCAACAACAGCAGCAACAACAAUAUCAGGGCGACCAGAAACCUGGAUCAGAUAGGCCUCUUCAUAUAAGUCUUGGGAAGGACCAUGACAUGGUAACUGAUGCCCUGAAGGCCCCAGGAGCGGUUGCACCCGGGGACUAUGACUACUCCGGAGACCCCUUCAUGAGUAAAUGGAUGACGGUCAUCAAGAUGCUAGGGACAUACAAGUACAUCUCUGUUCUCUUCAUCGCCUGGUUUAUGGGCUUUGGGAUCGGCAUCAUCUUCACUUUCCUGUUCUGGCACUUGCAGGAUCUGGGGGGCAGCCCCACACUGUUUGGUCUGGCGUCUGUCAUCAACCACAUAUCAGAGCUACUGGCCUACUUCAUGAGCACCAAGUUCAUCGCUUCAUUCGGUCACGUGAGAGUGCUGUAUGCCGGUCUCCUUGGCAACAUCUUGAGGUUUAUGUACAUAUCAUGGCUGAAAAACCCUUGGUGGGUGCUUCCGUUCGAGUUCGUCCAAGGUCUGACGCACGCGGCGGUGUGGGCGGCAUGCUGUUCCUACAUCACCCAGGCCAUCCCCAAGUCCCUCAGGGCAUCGGCUCAGGGCAUCCUACAGGGCCUGCACCACGGACUUGGGCGCGGAUGCGGCGCAGUAUUCGGCGGCAUUCUCGUGUAUCACUACGGCAGCGAAAUAACGUUCCGGGCAUACGGCGUGUGCUGCAUCGUCAUUCUGGUGGUCUACCUCGGCGUCAACUACUUCCUCGAGGACCGGGGCUUCUUCUCCCACGGGGGCAGCAACAAGAUGACACACCAGAUCCUGGAGGAGAACACCCAUCUUGCACCACAUGGAGUGCCUUCCGGUAUAGCACGUGACCUGUCCAGCAGUAAGCUCGAUCAAGAAUCCCUGAAUACAGAAUACGGCGCGACUACGUACGAAGGCGUGAACACGUUGCCCGUGAAGAGCCCAGGUACUGUGCCCCGAGGUUUCGCGAAUGGGAACUACCGUGGCUUUGACGACGGAGCUUUUACUCAGGGCUAUCAACAAGGGGGACAGGACAGCCUGCUGAUGCAAGAGCCGCCCAACAUCCCCACCCAGAUCUAUCAACAACAACCCUACAACACAUACGACCAGGGUUACGGGCCCUGAACAGGGGGCAUAACUCUAGCCAGCCCUUGAACUGCAUAUUCCUACCAGCUCAGUCGUGUACUGUAGUUAGUUCAACAAGAUAUCGAAUUGCAUCACGCAGAAAAGCAGCAUUAAUAUAGAUACUGUGUGUAGUUAGAUACCCACUCGUCGGAAUCGAAUUAACGAUUUCACAUAGACGUCUAGCAGAUCUUUCCGCUGUUAUCGUAGUAUUUUAAGUGACACGUGGGAAGACUAAACCAGGGACCUUAUAACGAAAGACAGUUGUGACGUCAUCAUCAGCUGACGUCAUCUUACGACAUUCUCGAGUGUGGCUACACAAAACGGUGAACACAGAUCGGUUGACAUGGUAACCACGGAUCGGUCGAUGUGGUUCUGGGGUUCGAUUGAUGAAGUUACCACUGAUUAGUUGAUAAGCUAAUCAUCGGAGGAUGACAAGCAACAACGGAUGGGUUGACAAGGUAACCAGAGUCCGGUUGACAAAGAAGCCACGGACCGGUUGACAAGGGUACCACAGAUAAAGCAACAGUAUAACGCUGUAUCAGAUAACAAUGGAUUGAGUUGUGAUGGAUCCGUUCACAAGGUAACCUUGUAUACGGUUGACACGGUAACUCUCAAUCUCCAAAAGCCCGUAAGAAGGACCAUAUUACACAAUGUCAAAAUUAGUGUAUAAAUCAAUAUAUCAACUGUAUUGAUCUUGAAGUGGUAUUUCGAAGGUGUAUCAUCUGUAUUGAUCUUGAAGUGGUAUUAUGAAGAUGUAUCAAAUGUAUUGAUCUUGAAGCGGUAUUUUGAAGGUGUAUCAUCUGUAUUGAUCUUGAAGUUGGAUUAUGAAGAUGUAUCAAAUGUAUUGAUCUUGGAGCGGUAUUUUGAAGGUGUAUCAUCUGUAUUGAUCUUGAAGUGGUAUUAUGAAGAUGUAUCAAAUGUAUUGAUCUUGGAGCGGUAUUUUGAAGGUGUAUCAACUCGUUCAUACUAUCUCUGGUGUGAAGCCGUCAUGACGUGUAGCAAGAGAUUCUCAAGAUACCACAGACCAACACAGUAUGUGAUGCAAAGCCACGUCACUUAUCAAAUGUAGUUACAUAUCAUGCCUAUCGCAACCAUGUUUCUAGUUUAUUUAGUGCAAAGGGAACAUGUAAGGAAAUUAUAUCUAUAAUUAUAAGUCUUCAGCGGGGGCUGUGCACGUGGGAUGUCAUGUCCAGAGGACGGCAGUGUCUGCACAUGCAUGGCCAUAUUCUGUUGCUGUUGGUGUCUGGAGUGACCGUUGCCUGCAGUGGAUAGCGACCUCAGCCAAAGCCAACGAACUGUAGAUACGGCGAAGUCUAUGCACAUCCAUUUAGCUCGCAUCAUGAAUGUAGAUAGAGUACAUUUUGAAAUGAAAUGUGUGUUGUUUAGGUACAAUAGAACAGUAUGCAAUUUGGAUUUCUAAGUCCCUUGUCAAUCAUGUAAUCAGUACAGUUGAACAUUCUUCUCACUAUGUAUAUCCUAAUGUGAAUCAAAACACAUACACAUAUGAUUAACGCUGACGAAUACUAUAUCAAUUGUAGAAAGCCUGUCGUUAAUUUAUCAACAUGGUUUGAAAUUUGAGUUUUCGAAAAAUAUAUUUUUCGUCAUUCUUUCCUUAGUACCCAUGAAUAUGACGAGGAAGUAUGUAAAUACCUUUGACCUAGACCGACCACAGCGCGGUGCGUUUCUGGACAAAUUGGUUUCCAGAAUUAAAACGGGACGUGUUUCAUGCAUUUGUUCUGUUAAACAUUCACAUAUUUAAUGACCCCAACAUUGGAAGAGUACGAGCGUGCGUCCCUGUCUCUCUUACCAGUGUCUGGUGGAAAGACGCCGAACGAUGUGUUGGACACUGUCACUGUGACACACAGAGAACACUCGCUACGUACAGGGCAUACAGUGUGGCACGUACAGGGCGUACAGUGUAGCACGGCGUCAGGAUGUGUAGAGUACACAAGUGGAUCACAUUUAUGUCCUACUUGAUAAUGUUGACGAAACAUCUGAGACUGCCACCAAUUAAUAAUCCAGUUUUCAAUUGAUAUCACAGUGAUUUCCACGAUGAACCCAAAUUCAGUAUGCCAGGCUAAGGCUCGGUUAUUGGACUCGCUGUACAAAUAGAAUCCAAUUUGUUCCUAUACAUGUUGGAAAAGAAUUUUUCAAGGUUUGGCCCAGAAAAAAAGGCGUUCUCUGGACGUCUUGAAAAGUAAUAUUUUGUAGGACCAAAUUGACAUUGUUUGACUCCUCCUUCCAAAGAUGUUCACAACAAAACCAAACCAAAACCAAACCAA